Molecule: messenger RNA, 1587 nt
Organism: Necator americanus (New World hookworm)
Lineage: Eukaryota; Metazoa; Nematoda; Chromadorea; Rhabditida; Ancylostomatidae
Exons: 2
Coding region: 1-1587 (528 amino acids)
Source: RefSeq, a predicted model, not a curated record
AUGACCGGCUCGUUGAACACCUUCACGGCUUCACGAGGAAGACUGAUAGUUUUAAAGCCACCAAGGGGCGCCUAUCUUGAGCUGACACGCCAGCGUGGAGCAGCACGAGAAGCAGGCAACCUGGAACUCACGUCCAAGCUCGCAAGGCUUUGCGGAGAAUCGGUAGAAGAAUACCUCAAAGAGGGAAGAGCAGAAGUGAUGACUGAAGCUGCAGAGGCGGACAAAAGCAUCCGCUAUGCUCGUCGAGACUUCGCCAGUCGCAAGACGAGGAUGAUUGCUCUCCGGAACCUGAAAGGAACAACCAUUGCAUCGAGAAGGGGAAUGGAGAAAAUCAUCUACGACUUCUGCUCUAAUCUCUUCGACAGCCAUGUCCACUUGCCUCCUCACCAUCUGAGGGAAGACGGACAUGUCAUUCCAGAGGUUCUCCCGUCCGAAAUACGACAUGCUAUCAUGUCGGUAAAAAAUCGUACGGCACCUCGUCUCGAAAGAAUAAGACCUGAACACCUGAAGAACCUUCCGCCAGUACUCAUCAAUACCCUGACGAGGCUCUUCACACGUUACCUGUCGGAAUGCAAGGUUUCUAAACAGUGGAAGACCAGCAAGACCGUGUUGAUGUAUAAAAAGGGAGAUCCACAUGACAUCGGCAAUUAUCACCCAAUCUGCUUACUGUCCGUCAUCUACGAGCUCUUUACAAGCGUGAUCUUCAAUGGGAUUGAAAAAUCUUGGAUGAAGGACAGCCAUGCAAGCAAGCAGGAGUACAAGAUGCCGCUCUAUCUCACCUUCAUCGACUUAAAGAAGGUCUUCGACUCACUUGAGACGGAAGCGGUCGUGGAAGCCUUGGACAACCAACGCGUCCUUACUCAGUACAUAAAGGUAUUUCGAGAGUUGUACAGUAACUUCGUAACCGGAAUUUCGCCAUUAUACAAGAAUAUCAUCAUUGACGUGAAGAGGGGGGUCCGAAAGGGUGAUACAAUUUCACCCAAAAUAUUCACAGCCACCCUCGAGAACGCAAUCCGAAUGCUGGAAUGGGACUACAUGGGAGUGAAGGUUGAUGGUCGGCAGCUACACCAUUUGCGCUUUACUGAUGACAUCGUACUGAUAACAACUAGCAUCAGGCAAGCGGAACGAAUGCUGACCGAAUUUGACGAAACAUGUGGAUGCAUCGGUCUUCAGCUGAAUAUGCAAAAGACGAUGUUCAUGCGCAACGAAUGGGUUUCGGAUGCUCCAUUCACGCUCAACGGAACGAACAUGUCCGAAUGCAGCUACGUUUAUUUGGGUCGGAAAUUGAGUACGAUGAACGACCUGACCCCCGAGAUGGGCAAGAGGAGACAAGCGGCUUGGGGAGCGUAUAAGAGCAUCGAGGAUGUAGUGAAGAAUACCAAGAACACCCGACUCCGUGCUCACCUCUUCAACACCACCGUACUUUCUGCUUUGACCUAUGCUUCGGAAAACUGGGCAUUUCGCAAGCAGGAAGAAAACGCGGUGAGCGUCAUUGAACGCGCAAUUGAGAGAGAAAUGCUAGGAGUAUCCCGUUUCACGCAAGUGAGGGAUUCGAAGUUCUCUCUUACGUCAGCGACCGAAGAUUAG